Messenger RNA from Magnolia sinica, 2835 nucleotides. RefSeq names its product ankyrin repeat protein SKIP35-like. Lineage: Eukaryota; Viridiplantae; Streptophyta; Magnoliopsida; Magnoliales; Magnoliaceae. The coding region runs from base 664 to 2556 and encodes 630 amino acids. The transcript is spliced from 5 exons. The record is from RefSeq and is a predicted model, not a curated record.
CCACGAAAGUAAAAGGCUGAGGUGGUGUUGUGUUGGGUUGUGGUGACCCUCAUUUUCAUGAGAAUGGUGGCUGAUUUUUUGCAAGAAAUUCCAAGCAUUCAGCCCUAAAAGCCAUCUCUCUCUUAGAGAAGGAAAAAGAAAAAGAAAAAAAAAAAAAAAAUCACUUCUGAGGAUUCUGAUCAUCAGUGCUCCUUCUCCCUCUCCAUUCCUCAACAAAGCAUAUGUUGAUUUGAUCAGAUGGUGGGGUUUUGAGGGUCUUUUGCUGACAGUUUUGGAGAGGGAGAUUGGAGUUAUUUGAUAGGUUUCUUUGGUUGAUGGGUGAAGCGAGCCAAACGUGGGAGAAGUGAGAAAGGUUAUCGAAAUCGGCGGGAGUUGUGCCUUUUUGAGAUUUGGGAAUUGGGUUUUGAUGAUCUCAAUCAUCUGCUGGUUGGUUUUUGGAUAAUUUGGUUUUCGGUGACUCCUCUUGUGUGCCCGUGCCGUUCUUUGGCAGAGUUUGGGGAUUCUGGCAUCUGGCUUUUCGCCCAUAUUAAGUGCUUCACUUUGUAAAAUCAACAGGGCUGGCAUUUGCCAUGAGGAGAACUUUUGUAGAAUUCAAGCAAUUGCCUUGAGUUAAAGGUUGGAUUUUGGGACGUAGGAACAGUUGGUAUUGAUCGGUGGUCGAGGAUGGAAGAUGAGACCAUGUCGGUUGGGGAGCAGAACGGUCAGCACUUAGUAGAUGAGAAUCCUUCAGAAGAUCUCUUGUGUUUGGAGAUGGAAACCGACGAGAAUGAAUUUGGAAAUUUGAAAGAAGAUGGGGAGGGUUUUGUGCCAGAGAAUGCUGAUGGGAGCAACAUGGGAUUCUCUAGGGAGGCUCCUCUCCUCAAGAAAGACCUGAGAACUGCUGGCAGUUGCAGUAGCUGUGGCGCCAAGAAGCUGAAAUCGAGGGCAACUGUGGCAGAACUCGAGCUCCAUAAAAAGGACAAGAGUGGGCACGACAGAAAGCUCAGUCGACAGGACCGGAUCGAGCUGGGUCGCAUGUUUCAGGGCGCAGCGAGCUCUCACGAUUGGGAGCUUGCAGAGAGUCUGAUUCUGUUGGCAGAUCCACAGACGCUCAACGACGCGUUGUGCAUCUCGUUGGACUCCAUUUGGUUUUUGAGCACACAGCAAGAACUGUACGGAAUCACUGGGCUGAUCAAGAAGAUCAUUUCUAAUGGCGCUUAUGACUUCACAAGGGCAGCUCUGAGGACAUCAUUUCUUGCUUCAUGCGUCUCUGCCUGUCAGAGCCGGACGAUGAGUUUAGCGGAUACGGUAACCGUCAUGGCUCAAAGCAGGUUGCAUGAGCGUCUCCAAGAAUGUAAUGGGGAUGAGGUUUUGAAAGCAGAAGCCGGUGCCAAGGUCCAAAAAUUCACAGAAUGGGCUUUGAAAUGCAUUGGGUUCCACUCCCGUUGCCAAGGAAAUAGGGACAGGGUAAGUCACAGCUCAUCCAUUGAGAUCCAGCUCCAGCUAUCUGCAUUCAAGAUGUUUUUGGAUCUUGCCGGCAAUCAGCUUACAGGGAAGGACUUCACGGAGGCCUUUGAUGCCGCAUGCUUUCCUCUAACUCUCUUCUCUAGCUCAUUCGAUCCUGGCUGGGCUUCUGGAAUUUCGGCGACUGCAAUUCAGGGCUUGUUGGGUAUGCUGGUAGAGGGGGGUGCGGACAAUGUCAACCAGUGCUUUCUGGAAGCUUCGCGUUUUGGGAGCACAGAGCUUGUACGCAUCUUGUUGCAGAUUGCUCAAAGGAACAGCUUGGACGUGGAUGUUGAUCUGGCUCUGGGCUUCGCCUCCCACUACUGCAAGAUUGGCACCAUGGAGUGUCUGGUUGAAGAGGGCAAUGCCAUUGCCUUCCUGGGUCCUCUAAUGAGAGCAGCAGAGAGGGGAUGCAUGCAGGUUGUCCGUUGGUUCGUCGAGCGGGGAUGUCGGGACAUGGAGCUGUGCCUGGCCCUCACUGCUGCCACCUCUAGCAGCCAGGUCGGGAUUGCCGCCUACCUCCUUCCGCACGUGCCCCAGCACGUCCUUGCCGCCCUCAGCAUCGAGAUCCUCAAAGCUGCCGGAGAAAGGAGCAGCGGGUCCCUUGACGGCGUCUCCUUCCUCCUCCGCUCCGACUUCCUAGGGGACCCUGCUGCCACCUACGCCGUCGCUGACAGCAUUGCAAGGUCAGACGACGAGGCUGUAGCACCUGAGCUGAGAGCAUUCCUGCGUGAACACUGGUCAGUUGCAGCAUUCAUGGACGGCUUGAACUGCGGUCAGGACCACUAUGUGAAUGUGAUGAGGAUCCUGAAGCAGGGCAGAUCACCCAUCUGCGUCAGGGACCUGCCGGCACCCUUGCGGGCUGCCAUCGCAUACUUGCCACUCUACAGGGAGUGCGUGGAGGCGGGUGGCUGCUUGCCAUCUCAGCGGCUUAGAGGCCAGCUCUUGGAUGCGGCGAGGAGGCUUGGGAAUGGGCCCAUCGACGAGGCAGCUCAGGGAAGAGAGCUGCUGGCAGUUUUGGAGCACCACCUUCCACAAGCUUUUGUGAAUGCGCCGCCGCUGAAUGACGCGUAAGAGCAUUAAAAUCUCGGAAAUUUUCAUUUUCGUAAAAUCAUAUAAGAUAUUGAUAGAGGGGGAGAGAGAUUUUAAGGUGACUGAUUAUCAAGUGAUUUAAUUCUUCCUAAAUAUGAGUGAUAAUACUAAUCAAAUGAUUAUUAAAAGAGUUUUUAGUAUGUUCUGUUCCUCUGUGUUAUUUAUGUAUGUGGGGCAGAAAUGUGAGGGUAUUUUGGGCAUUGUAAAGAUAAACAUGAGGACAUUUUGGUAAUUUUCAAUUGAUAUGGUGACUCAGCUGUA